Messenger RNA from Monomorium pharaonis (pharaoh ant), 6509 nucleotides. RefSeq names its product homeobox protein SIX3 (gene Optix). The record is from RefSeq and is a predicted model, not a curated record. Gene Ontology annotation, biological process: regulation of transcription by RNA polymerase II. Gene Ontology annotation, cellular component: transcription regulator complex; nucleus. The transcript has 3 exons. Bases 754 to 2196 code for a protein of 480 amino acids. Gene Ontology annotation, molecular function: RNA polymerase II cis-regulatory region sequence-specific DNA binding; DNA-binding transcription factor activity, RNA polymerase II-specific. NCBI's taxonomy places the organism in Eukaryota, Metazoa, Arthropoda, Insecta, Hymenoptera, Formicidae.
GCAACGGGCGCGUACAAACGUAUCAUGCUGGGUAGGGCCGGUGCCGAGAUGCCGGCUUGUAAACGAAACCAGUUUGCUAUCCGAUACGAUCCAGGCAACAGCGGCCUCGCGUGAUAUCCCCACGACGUGGAAGAACGUCAGCGCGCCUGGCCUAGUGGGUGUUACCUGAGCGACCUGGAGAACGGUCGCGCGAACCCACCUGACAGCGAUCUUCAAUGGGCAUCGGAGCUCUUCACAACGCAAGCCUGCUCCAAUUCAAACGUUACCACGUGCCGCCUUUCGGGAAUUGUUUCGAAAUUAAUCAGUGACGUGUCGCGACGCGCACGAGAGAGAGAAACAGAAAGGAGGAGAGCGAGAGAAUCGCCAAUGUGGGCUUUCAUAAUUGAGUACCUGUGGAAACAGAGGCGGUUGUUUUUCUUCGGUGCAAUUCUCUCUCAUCUCGUAAGAUAUUAAAAUUCUCUAUCGUCGUGUUUCUUUUCAAAUAUCAUAAUACCUGAUAGUUUGUACUUUCGAACUUAAAAAUUCUGUGGUGCCGAUAGUGAAGUGGGUAAUCGUCCAGUGACCGUCACCGUCUGAUUGUAAUGAACGAGCGUAUCACGCGCGACUCCAACGAAUCAUGAGAAGAUCCAAGAGCAAGCAUAAAUCGAAGCCGCGUGUUUCCUGAACCGCGACAAGUCCGGGUGACGUCGAUACUCGAAGGAGACAAACGAAAUCAAAAUUGGUGUGUCGCGAGAGGAUCAUCGUUUCGGGAAGAUGUCCGCCGCUGGGACCACGCCGCCAAACGCGAACGGUCCGCUUGUACCUUGUCCGUAUCUUGCUCUGCCAACCCUAUCUUUCUCCGUCAGCCAGGUGGCAACGGUUUGCGAGACCCUAGAAGAGAGCGGCGACAUCGAGAGGCUGGCCAGGUUCCUAUGGAGCCUCCCGGUUGCUCAUCCCAACGUUCAAGAACUGAAUCAGAGUGAGGCUGUCCUCAGAGCGCGUGCCAUUGUGGCGUUUCAUUCGGGACAUUAUCGGGAGCUCUAUGCUAUAUUGGAGAGGCACAAGUUCACCAAGGAUUCCCACGGUAAACUGCAGGCUAUGUGGCUGGAGGCGCAUUACCAGGAAGCCGAAAAACUCCGCGGCCGACCGCUGGGUCCCGUAGACAAGUAUCGCGUGAGGAAGAAAUUCCCAUUACCGCGGACAAUCUGGGAUGGCGAGCAGAAGACGCAUUGCUUCAAAGAGAGAACCAGAUCGCUGCUCCGAGAAUGGUAUCUCCAGGAUCCUUAUCCAAAUCCGGGAAAGAAGAGGGAACUGGCCGCCGCGACGGGACUCACGCCGACGCAAGUUGGAAAUUGGUUCAAGAAUAGAAGGCAAAGAGAUCGCGCUGCUGCAGCGAAAAACAGCAGAAUGCAGCAACAGUCGGGUCAAGGAAACGGAAACGCGCGGCGCACUCUGAGCCCGGGGCCCGGCGGCAGCAGCAGCGAGGAGUCCGACAUUUCCCUCGGAGGAACAUCACCGCCAUCGCCAAGUUCCUCGCCGCCACCGAACCACCAACCGUCCCCGGUACCCCUCGGAUCUCUCGGACCUUUGCCACCACCCUCUUUGAAUUUCCGUUUCGAUCCUACGCAGACGCACUUUCGAUUCGGUCAUACGACGGCUUUCAAGUUUCCACCGACGAGCUUCCGAUUCGGACCGCAUAGUCCGCAAUCUAACCAUCCGAAUAUGCCGGGUGGCGGGAUUUUCAGGUUCGCGGAGUCGAGUCCCUUCCAGGCGGUAGGAUCCAGGGCUGAUCCGGCGACGAGAGAAAAUGCAGUUCUCUCUUUACUCUGUUACAGACUACCGGACUCGCUGGGUCUGCCACCGCCGAGACUCCAUCCGCACGAAGGCCUACUACACCACCCGCACCCCCAGCACCAGAUGUCCGAGGGAAUAUCAAGGAUAUCCGAAACGUCGCGAUUAUCCGACGGCGGGCUAUCCCGUCUCUCGGACAGCUUAUCGGAGGCCCACAGUCCGCCAUUGAUGGCGGCAAACCUGUCGGUCACCGGUCCGCUGAGGGUGGCAGUACCUAGCCCGCACACACCCUCGUCCCGAGGCAGUCCACCACCUCGUCAACCGACACCUCAGAGUCAGUCCCAAGGUCAAGGGUUGAUAAGGGUCGCGACGCCACCGCCGGCGAAUCCGAGACCGCAGAUCCACAGGCCCUUCUCGCCCGCGUGAUACGAUAAGGACGACGAAUCGCAAGACGUCGUCGUCACAGAUGACCAUCUCAUGUCGAAAAAGAGCUAUGGAUGCGGUGAUGUCGCGAGCGAGCGCUUCGAGGUGUUGUGAAAGCGGGGGAAGAGAUCUGAUGAAGUGGACAACGAUGGUCUGAUCUUCAUGGCUCAGCAGAUACCCGCGGGAUACGGGGAAGAAGCAGUCGGUUGUGUCUAGAAAAUUACGAGUGUGCGUAGUAGCGCAAAUCCGAUACGACGUUCUGAGAAAAGUUUUCAGUGAGAACCAGUAACGCAACGGACUAGGAUCGAUGAAGCUGUGAAAUUAUUCAAGGAUACAAGAUGUGAACCAGUAAGACGGCUUCUUUCACAACUGCAGUUAACAUCGCCCAAAACAGAUCUAAAGCGCUUGUACAUGAAAAAUGAAUCAACGAUACCAGUAUGUGUAGAACAUACGCUGUCGAAAUUUCGCUCGGAGAUAUCAGAAAUUAUACUGCGCUAUGAAUUUUAGAAAGAAUUCGUUUCGCGAUGUGUGAUAGGACGCUCUUAUAAAACGCGGAAAGAGACGCUUCGGGAAGUGAGUGUAAAUCCGCUAAAUAAGUGCAAUCUUCCGGAUUUAAAAAAAAAAAAAAAGAAAAAAACGAACGGUCAGGGCGUGUACAUAGCUUCCGUUGGACGUUCCCGACUCGUCCGUUCAACGAAAUCCAAGAACCAGAUGCAGUGAGUCUUAUAGUUUGUAAAUAGUGUCGCUUUUUUUGUUGAUACUCUCUGAAUCAUGAAUAGUCACCGAGAUGCAAGCAGCGAAGUGUACAAGAUUUUCACGAAAGAAGUUUUCCAAAGUACGUUUUAUUUUUACGUGUAUAAUAUUACACGCACACUAAUAUGUUAUAUUACUGCAGUCAUACUAAAUAUUUCAGUUAAUUUCGAUUAUAUGAACAAAAACUUAUGUUCAAUGUCUUAUUUUCGAAGUUUUGAAAUAAUUAAAAAAUUCUUUGUAAGAAACUAUGACUUCUUUUUUUUUGUACGGAUUGAUUUCGUUAGAGUAAAAAUAUUAACUUUUUGUGUGAAAAUCUUGCAUUUUCGUCGGACGUCGACGUAGCAAAUCAGCAAAGCGUUAAAAUAAAAACGCGAGAAAAGUCAAAGUUGGACUCGCAAUGGCAGUGAUUUCAUCCUUAGACUGAUGGCCGACGCGUAAAAAAUACAAAUCCCCAAUAGCCACAGACGCAGAUCAUUGCGUUACAAUUAAUACUGAUAUUUGAGAAAUCAGAAAAUGUAGCUGCAACGAAAUAAUUCUCUAACACCCAAGAGCAGUCCUUUUUUUUCAUUUUGUAUUUCUAUUUUUUGCUUAAAGUAAACGAAUACACUGAGAAAAAAAUGUUGUUAAUUUAACUAAAUUUUCCAAAUGAAUUAAAUUUUGUUUAUUGAAGUAUUUAUAUAUUUCAAUUAACUAUAUAAAUACUUGAAUUGACAAAAUUUUAAUUUAGUUGAAAAAUUUUGUAAAAUCUUUUUUUUUUUCUUAGUGUACGCAUAACACAAUUGUGCUAACUAUUACUGAGGUCAUCAAUAAAAUUUAUUUCAAUGUGUCAUCUAGUUAUAUACUUUUUCCUUAAUAGCUCUCUUUUCCCAUAAUAAUAAACCUAUAUUACCAGUAAAUUCCAAAUUUUUUCAAUGUAAAUUUCAUUACAUGUGCUCCUUUUCUUUGCUAUAAUUUUCAAUUUGUGAAUUUUGUUUAUGAAAGCAAUACAUCAUAUCACCGCCCCUUUGUUGCAUUGCAUUUUAAAAUUAUUCUACGCAUAAAUCCUAAGUUCUUCUAGUUCAUCUCUUUUAUUUAUUUGACAUAAGAGGAGAUCAAAAUAUAUAUUUGCAAGUCUCUUCCUCAUAACUUUUAGUUUCGUGAUUUUAUUUUUUUGUGAAUUUGUAACACUAUUUUGAGACCUCAGUUACAUUCGUAACGCAAUUGUUUCUGUAUCAGUUAUUAAUAUGAUUGUAUGUUUGUUCUAUUGUAUUGUACACCAGUAUUAGUCCCUCAUACUCGAAGAGUAAGAAAGAUUCAUACUCUAGAUAAAAUUACAAGAACAGCUUGGGUCCGAACGAGAGAGAAGUACGACUUGUUCUAUAUAAGAAAGUGCGAUAUCCAAACGAGCCAAUUUACAUUCUUCCCCUGCCAAUUCCCUCCCCCGUUAGGUUAAGUAGAAACUAUCGACAUUGUACAUUUCAUUAAUUCGCUCGGCUCUUUGGGGAAGGCCUGCGUCACUCUGGGAAUAAAAAGAAAUGUAGAAGAGAAUUUCGAGGCCGGGUAUGGCCAAUCGAUCCUAUUAAGCGCGAGAUGAUAGAAAAACCUCACGCUUUCGUCCUCCUCUUUGUAGAUAGACUCGAUUAGCGAAAUUCUUGUAUGAUCCGUCUUAUAAAUAUGAACAUAUUACAACAGUACGCGUACACUAUACAUACAAUAUACAUAUAUAUAUAGUAUAUAUAUAUUAUAUAUAUAUACAUAUAUUAUAGGUAAAGAUUUACGUAAUUUACCUAAAGACUAUCGAUACGGAAUUAUACAUAUAUAAAUAUAUGAAGAAGAAAUGAAGCAUUAUUAUUAUUAUUAAUAUUAUUAAUAUUAUUAUUAUUAUUAUUUGCGCCUGUACAUACGUUCGCGCGAAAAUAUAUUAACAGAUUAUUAUGACAUUACAACGGACCAUCAUGAGUAUUUUGUCCGCAUCCUCGCAUCCAUUAUACAUCCUAUCCGGUCCUGACUGUUAAACGGAGUGGCAAAUUUUGUGCAUAAUCCACGGAACGUGUUAAACGCAUCGAUGCAUUAAAAUGGCUUAACAUUUAUGCCGCGCGAUUCGACAACGUCGGACACACGAUCCCCGCGAUAACGGCAUCGCCAUCGUAAGUGAAAUCCGCGCGUUCCUCUCGCACAUUGAAAAAUGCGUGCGCCCCCCCCCCCCCCCCCGAAAUGGUAAUUAUUACUUUUACUUAUAAAAUCUCUCAUUAGCAAUUCCUCAUUACGCUCGCGUGUCGCUCCACGAUUAAAACGAUACCGCGCGAGAAGGAGCACGGUCGCGUUGCUGAAAUCGCUCCGUCCUUCCCACAGGUUCGCACGUCGCACACGGCUUCCACGCCAGGCCAUCGAAAAAUUGCGGAGUCAUCGGCCGUUAACAAUCUUAGAAUCGUGUCCAGACGAUCUUUUAUUUCUUUCUUUUGUUUUCCUUUCCUUCUUUUUCGCCGAAGGUCAAAAAGCGAGCCGGGCACGAAAUGCGCGUUAGAGCGCGAUGAAAGAAGAAACGGAUUAUCGACGAUGUGAGACAGAGAGACGAACGAGCAGAUAAGGGCAGCAGGGACGGGUAGAAACGAGAGACGGGAGAAGCAGAGGAGAGACGCGGAUAGAACGGAGAGACGAGGGAAAGCACAGGAGGGAGAGGCAGACAGACAGAGUAGUUGCGCGAUAACGCGGCGUGGGCGGGUGUCGCUGACAAAAUGAACCAAUCGGCUGGCUGGGUCGCCUUGUAACCGAUCCCGCGGGUUAACCAGGAACCAGGGAACAUCGACCAAGACUCUCCCGAAAAGCCGAUAUGCCCAGGGCGCACGCCUAAGUUCUCUCUCAACGUCGACUCCACCCUGCCUGAUGCCUCCACAUGCGACCACAUCCUCUCUCACUCUCUCUUUCUCCCCCCUCCCCCCCCCCCCUCUCCCCGUCUCUCGUAUCUCCUUCCUCCUCUGUCGCACGUCCGCGACCGUCUCUCCCCUGCGUCGGUGCUCGGCAGCUGGGUAGAUUUCCACGACACGAAGAUGGAGUCGUCGGGAUGCGGGGAAUGGAGCAGAUACGCGAGACUUUUACGUGGCGCUCUCCGGUCUCGUCGCGGACGGCUUUCAGCCGGGGACUUUUAAGGGAAAUCAUGGAAACCCAUGUUUGUUGUGGCAACGUGUUGUUCCUAUGAUAUGUUAAAUCCUUUCUCACUUCUCGCAAAAAUUGCACGAAAAGAUUUUGUGCCGCGCAACAGUCGGGAUUUUAUAAAUUCAUAUAUAAAUCACUUGUGUGAGAUUUGAAAGAAUCAAUUUUUUAAGAUAUAGAUUUACGCCAGCAAAACUUUUUGUGCGAAAAAUACCGAGUAACUAAUAAAAUUCACCUUUUUGCUAGAGUGCAUAGAUAACGAAAGGUUGACAUUGGAAAAAGAUCAAGUUUCAUAUUAAUUAAAAAAAUCCAUACGAGCAGAAAACGUUAAUCAGCGAUCGAACUUACUAUUUGUGUCUCCGAAGGAGGAGGAAGAAUAGAAAAGACAUUGAAUAGAGUUUUGAGAUUUUGGCCUAUUUACAAAAAAAAAAAAA